This is a messenger RNA of Octopus sinensis (East Asian common octopus), 12042 nucleotides long. RefSeq lists its product as uncharacterized. Gene Ontology annotation, biological process: positive regulation of transcription by RNA polymerase II. Gene Ontology annotation, molecular function: histone H3K4 methyltransferase activity; histone binding; transcription coactivator activity. The record is from RefSeq and is a predicted model, not a curated record. Gene Ontology annotation, cellular component: nucleus; MLL3/4 complex. The transcript is spliced from 39 exons. NCBI's taxonomy places the organism in Eukaryota, Metazoa, Mollusca, Cephalopoda, Octopoda, Octopodidae. Bases 161 to 11407 code for a protein of 3748 amino acids.
AACUAAAAUCAUCUCAAACUUCAGCCUUGACUCAAGCACUUUCCCAACAACAACAACAACAACAGCAACAACAACAACAACAACAACACAACAACAGCAACAGCAACAACAACAACAACAUUCCUUACCUAUAAACGCUCAGUUACAACAACAGCAGUUAAUGAAACAACAGAAGCAAAUUUUAGCUCAGUUGAAACAAAUACAGCAAUCUGGAAACCCUCAACAACAAUUAGCCCUUCUUCAACAACAGCAAGCUUUAUCACAACAGCAAGCAAUUUUACAACAACAAGCAUUGAAUCAGGUACAAAAUCAGCAAUCAAUCCAAGAACAACAAGCAAACCAAGAAUCUAAUACAGUACAUUCACAAGAUCAACAACAAAAAUUAAUUAAAGAUGAACAACCACAGCAGACGCAGAAUUUGCAGCAGCAGUUGUCAGUACAGCAGUCACAAGAUCAGAUGCAAUUGUUAGAUAAGCAAUUAGCAAAAGAUAAACAAGUAUUAGAAGAAGAUCAUCAACAAGCAUUGACUCAGCAACGACAACAAUCUUUGACAAAACAACAGCAACAAGCAUUUGCGCAGCAGCAGGCUUUAUCCCAACAACAAGCUAUUGCUCAACACCAACAAAAGCAACAGCAAGCUUUAGCUCAACAACAUCAGAGUUUAACACAACAGCAACAGCAGCAAGUUCUUGUGCAACAGCAGCAGGCUUUGUUGCAGCAGCAAAGUUUAGCACAACAGCAGCAAAAUUUAGCCCAACAACAGCAGCAAAGUUUGGCACAACAGCAUCAACAGCAGCAACAAAAUUUGGUACAACAGCAACAACAACAGCAACAGCAGCAACCCCUGUCACAGCAGCAUCAACAUCAAAGCUUAGAGCAACAACAAAGUUUGGCUCAUCAGCAAAGCCUGUCACAACAACAACAAACUUUAAGCCAACAACAGGAGCAAACAAUGGUACAGAAGCAGCAACAGCAAGCAUUAGAACAACACCAACAAGCACUAGCUCAAGCUGCAUCCCAUCAGCAAGCUUUAGUUCAACAGCAACAGUCACAGUCAAUAGCUCAGCAAAAGUUGCAGAAACAAGCUUUAGUUCAACAACAGCAAAAACAGCAGGUUCUAGCUCAACAGCAUGCUUUAGCACAACAACAACAGCAGGCUAUUGUCCAUCAGCAAAAGCAAGCUUUGAGCAACCCUCAACAAGUCUUAGCUCAUCAGCAAUUACUUACUCAACAACAGUCUCUCUCACAACAACAGUCAUUGACAACACACCAAGCUUUAACUCAGCAGCAAAAUCUUACUCAACAAGUUUUGUUACAAAAGCAACAAGAAUUUGCCAAAAUUGCUCAGCAAAGACAAGCCAUUGCACAACAGCAAGCUUUGGUUCAACAACAACAGCAACAACAACAACAACAGCAGCAGCAACAACAGUUGUCACCUCUAAACCAACAUCAAGUUAUAUCUCAACAGGCUGCAUUAGCACAACAAGCUAUGGCUCAGCAGCAAAAAGCAAUGGCCCAACAACAAGCUUUAACUCAACAAAUUUCUCUGAGUCCUCAACAACAAGCUUUAGUGCAACAGCAACAGGUAAUUGUACAACAACAAGGUCAUCCGCUAACUCCCCAGCAACAUCAAAGUUUGUUACAGCAACAAGUUUUGGUACAACACCAGAAACAGCAGCAGGUACUAGCUGCUCAGCAAGUUUUGGCACAGCAGCAUUCUGGAAUGUCUCCUCAGCACCACCAACAAGUUCUUGUGCAGCAGCAGCUCCAAGCCCAGAAGCAAGCUAUGGCCCAGCAAGUCAUAGCACAACAGGCAUUAGCUCAGCAGCAAUCUCAGUUAUCUAAGCAACAUUCGCCUCAUGAACUCCAACACCCACAUUACAGCAGUUGGCAGAAUUUACCAACAUCAUCUCAUCCGUCACCAAAUCAUUCAAUGGAUUCUUUUUCUUCUGAUGCUAAUAGCCAAUCAAGUCAAGAUCCAUUCUCUGUUCCUGGAACAGGCUCAAGACCAAUAACACCUGCUCUCAAAACAGCUCAUAGUCCUUUAGCUGGACUUUCAGGUCCAGACAGCCCUUAUGGACAAAAGCCAUUGCUAUCACCUGGUCCAAUGCCACAGUCAUCACAAAAAGGAAAUUUUGCCAAUGCAGCAGAGCAAAUGAGAUUUUCAGCAUCAGUUUUAAGGCAUCCUGUUCAUCCAGGAAUGUCUCCUAGAUCAAAUCAAGGUGAUCUCCUAUCCCCAAGAUCUCAGUCGGUGGAUCCUGAGAGCAUGCAGCUACAUCACCUGUAUGCUAAUAGACGACGUAGGCAUCCUGAGCAUGGAUUCUGGCCUAUCUUUAAAUUUCCUUCGGGGGGGAGUCCAAGAAGUAGUAAUAAUAAUCUUAUGGGAAGAUCACAAUUGCCAUUUGAAAGACCUAACAUUGUUUCACCAGAAGGGGAUUUAAGUCGAUCUGAUGCUCAGCGUCAAUUGCGGGUUCUCUUAGCUCAGCAAUCUAUACAAAGGCAACAGAAGAAACAACAGCAGCAACAAGAUGAAGCUAAUAAAAUGGCAAUAAAAUCUCCAACAUCUCCAAUUUGGCCAACAGAAACUGAAAAUUUUGGACCUGGACCACACCGAAAUCUUCAAGUUCAUUCUCCACUUAGUCCUCAGGUAACACCAAGAGUUCCUGGAAGUACGGGAUUUAUUCCUGGUCAGUUACCUGGCUUACGGCCCCCAUUUCCAGAUGGCAACAAAAUGAAAACAGAAAUGAACUCUGAAGAAUUACAGCGAGCUCAGUUGUUUCAAAUGAUUGCUCGUAGUCGAAAUUCUUGUCAAGGUCCAGCUUCUAAUUUAUCAUCACCUUCAUCUUUAUCAAAAAGCAAUCCUACCAGUCCAUAUGAAUUUGUGCAUUCUGAACCGCAACAACAGUUGUCAGGUGAAGAAUCUGCACCAACAAAUCAACUUUCUCCACAAACUCCUGGACAUAGUCAAACACAAGCGACUGCUGCAACUCAGCAGGCUGCAGGCUUUCCUCAGUUCACUUAUUCUUCUACAUCUUUGAAGCAAAGUGAUGGAGAUGUUAAAGAUGUUUUACAAAAGCAAGGGGAGGUUUUCAAUCGACAAUUUUCAGAAUAUUCUGGUCAACUAGAUUCCCAAGAAGAACGUAUUUCACAGAAUAAUGAUGCUAUAUUACAACAAAGAAGGCUUCAACUACAGCAACAACAACAGCAGCAACAGUCUAGUCUAGUUGGAAAUAACCAACCACAGUCUGGAUCUCAAGAAAAUCCGAGAGAAACAAAAGACCAAUUUGAUGACGAUAAUAAAGAUGAAAUCAAUGAUUUAUUAAAUGAGGAUGGAACAUUUGAUAUACUCCAGUAUGCUGAUCCAGAAUUGAAUAAAGAACUGGGUACUGACUUUUUAGAUGAGCUUGUAUUGGAUGAAACAGAUUGCAAUGGUGAUUCAAAAGAAGAAGAGCGUCAAGAUAGCCCGGAUGAAAGCAAUAGUCUUGCUGCAGAUGAGAGAACAGAAACUAUUAAAACUGAAUCAAACUCGGAAGAAACUAUUAUUUCUUCAGAAACAAAUGAUUCUAAAUCGAAUAACAUUCAGUCAUCAGAACAAAAAUCACAAUCAGAUUUUCAAGCCAAGUUUUUGGAGUUUAGCCAAAUGAGAAAGGAAGAACCACCUCCAACACCACCUAGUACUUCUAACAGUGAUACAAAGGGAUCAGUUUUGAAUAAAGAGGGGCAUACAGAAAAAUCUUCUACAAUUCAAAAUAGUCGCCAUAUAGCUGCUCUUUUACAAAGUUCUCCUGACCAGAAGAGUUUAGUAAUGAAAAUUGAACCUGAUUUACAAAAUCAGAAUUCAUCACAAAGUAUGAAAGAGCAAAAAGAAUCCUCACCAACAUCAUCCAUGAGUAAUUUAUCAGCAUCAUCUCCUAAAGUACAAUCUACUUUACAAAGUGGAACAAUAUGUAACAGCCCUAUUGAAUCUUUGUCAACAAUGAUUGAAAGAUCUAGACCACCGUCGCGGCAAAUGUCUGGUAUGUUACCAUCACCAAAAGACAGUUUACCAAAAUCUGGACUGUCAUCUCCCAGGACUCCAUCAGCACAUUCUCCCUUUGGACAAGUAUCAGGACCACAAUCAUCUAGUCAAUUGACAAGACAUUCUCCAAUGUCAGCAUCAACUGCACAGUCACCUUUUAGCCCUGGUUAUCCACAGUCAUUAACUACUGCUAGUGUUGGUUCUGUUUCCUCUGCUGGGCACACACCUCCAAGUGCACCUUCUAGCAGAGCACAAUCACCAUAUCUUUCAGGUGCUGAUAGAGUUAUACAGUAUAAUCAAAAUUCUCAGUCAGCAUCCACUACUGUUCCUAAUGUUGGUCAGAGUAGUCCAACCUUAGGUUUCCAUCAACUUGGUCGUGGGACAGUGCCUCCUGUCAACCAGUAUAUGCAAGGUACUUAUGGGCAACCACAGACUCAUUUACCACCACGAGGCGGUAUUCUGACACCAACUCCUAAUAGUAUAUUAUAUGGACAAUCAGUUACUAAUCAAAAUUUUCUAAAGCAUCCACAAGCUUCUCCAACUUCUCUUUCAUCAGGAAUGGAUCAAUCUUGUAUUAAUACACCAACAACUGCUAUAGUGCAACUACCACCUUCUGCUUCUUUUAAUACUUUCAGUAAUUCUGCUGCUUCUGCACAAAUGCCUUUAAGUACUCAAACAACUACCGGAAAUAUAUCAUGGCCUCUUGAAAGCACUAACAGUCAAGCAUCACAACAAAUAACACAAAAUGCAGAAUCUACUUUUGAUGUUGGUACUAUGGCAUCGCGUAGUUUAUAUGUUUCACCAUCUCAAACACCUGGAACAUAUGCUGCUCCAAACAGUCAAACGGGAUUAUAUUAUCAGCCUGAUGGUCAGUCUUUGAGUCUCCGCUCUAACUUAGAGCAGUCUAAUCUAGCAGCUUCAGCCCCAACAAUUGGUAAUUUGCAUAGGUCACCAACACCUUAUCCUUCAAACCAUCCAUCAUUAACUGUAAAAGCACACAUACCUGGAAAGCCAGGUAGUUUUACAAAUCAAGGAAAUUCAGUGCCUAGAACUCUUGCACUUAGUCACACAAGACCAUCACAAGAACAACCUUUGUUAAUACAAGAUUUACUUGAAGAGGAGAAAAAAGAACAAAAGCGACAAGCUGAACAAGCUUUACUGGGUCCUCGGAAACAGGAAGAAAUUUUUGGAGCUUUGCGACAAGCUUAUACUGGAGGCAUGAGGCCACGUUUAGAGCUGUCUCCAAGAUUAAUAUCUCCAAGGGAACAGUCUUGGCCAGUUGCACAAGGAACUAUGCUAGGUAAACCUGCAAAUAAGUCUCCCCGUGAAUCAACAACGCCCACAGUUCAAAAUUAUACUUCCUUUAUGCCACGGACACCAAAUCAACAAAUGAGUCCACGAACUCCAUCACCAUUUCCAAGUCCAACUCAUCAACCUUUUACUCCAUCACCAUCUUCUGCUGGACUUCAGUCUCCUCCAUUAACUCGUCCAACUGUAAUUCCACCUACACCAGAUGCCAAUUUGACUGUUGAUAUUCCUACUGUGCAAUCGAUAAAUCAGAUGGAAGACUAUAAUAACAAUCAGGAGAGAAAUGAUGUUGAAAUGGCUAUGAAAAAAUUGGAACCAACAAUCCAAAAGCUAAAGCGAAUUAGGAAAGCUAUUAAUGCUCGUGCCCGACAGGCUAAAAAAUCGGGGAAUGCUAUUAAUCCAAAUGAUGCCCAAGAACUUGAACGUAUUGCCCCUGAAUUAUCAAAACUCCAAAAACAUUAUGAUGGGUUGCGUAAACGAUCGCGGCAGCUUGCAUCCACAAAAGCAGAAAAACAAAAGGAGCAACUUGGGCGAUCUCCACAACAAAAGACUUCACCUGGAGGCCACCCAGGACUUGCAUCUCCAAUGGGCCAGCCACUAGCACAUCUGCAUCCGUCCCCAACUCCAGCUGGGCCCUCCAUGGGUUCCCAACAGACCCCACCCCCACCACCCCGUAUUCCAGGAAGUCAGCCCCCUGUGCGCAUGACCAGGAUGGCCCAAGAGGAAUACAACUCAUAUAUGCAGAAGAAGCUUCAGAUAGCCCAGCAGGCUGGUGGCCCUAGGCCGGCAUCGACAGCAGCAGUAUUUGCAGGAGACAAUAAUCCAUUUAGUGAAGGUUAUCUAGAAAGAGAACAGUUGGAAAAACAGCGAGAACAGCAAGAAAGACAACGUAUGCAACUUCAAAAGCAAAUAAAGCAACAAAAGGCACUUCAGGGGGAACAGUCAAAUGAAAAGCCAGAGGGUGUUCGCCAGGUUCCCUUUUUCAGUGAUACUCAACUGAUAUAUGAUCCGAAGCGUCCAGUCUCUGCUGUACCACCAGAAGGCCAUAUUGGAUCUCUUUUAAGUGAGCAUGAAUCUAGACUUUUAGGAAACAGAUACUCAGGAGACCAGCAGCAAAGAUUUAGUGGGGAUCAGUUACAAGCCCAACCUCAGUUGCCACCCCAACCACCUCAGAGAUUUUCUGGCUUUGGUAUCCCUCCCCUGUGUCAGCAGAGUUCUGAGCCAACACCGGCUUCUCCUGGUCAAGUUACUCCAAAGGAAAAGACUAAAAAGCGCAAGAAGAAAGCAAGAACACAAGAUGGAGGAAUUGGACAAACUCUUGGAAAUACAUCUGGAAUUGGCAAUGGGAACUCAUCAGGAUCAGCAAAGCCUUUCAAACCGCCAAUGGAUUUAAAUUUUAAACCUCAAUCUGAAACAGAUCGAAGAAUAAUUGAAAUUUUGUAUACUAAUGUGCAACUUCAAAAAGAGGAGCAAGCGAAACAGCAGCAGCAACAGCAACACAAUGGUGGGAAAAAUUCUGGAAAAGCUCUGGCAUCUAGUAACCGUCAGUCUCCAGCAACUAACACUAUGGUUCCAGAAUCCAAUUUAACUGUCCCUCAAGCAUCUGGCCAAUACUCACAACAAUUCCAGCAGCAAAACCUUGGACAACAAGCAACAAAUUCUGCCAUUCAGCCAGUUGUUCCUACAACCAUCACAUCAUUAAUGUCAUCUUUGGCGCCUCCUCUGCCCAAAUCACCACCCCCACCAUUACCACCACUACCUCCUCCCCCUCCUCCACCACCACCUCCACUUCCUGAACAUUCUCCACCAGCAGUUCCAUCAUCUCCUCAAGUUUUACAUACCUCACAACAAUCUAACAAUGGGCAAGAAGUGGAUUCUAAAGAGGGCUUAACAGUGUCUAACUUUCCACAAUCUUCAUCUUUUUCUUCCACUUCCAAUUUAUCUUUGGAUGGACAGCGGAUUAGCAGUACUAAUGUGAGGAGUUUUGUUAAUCCUACUGGAUCUGAGGCAUACACCAAAGAUUCCAUUAACAAAGGUGUUCCUAUGCAUCAUCUUGGUGUUGAUGUUUCAGCAACAAAUACUUCAGUUGGAUCCAGUUUACCAAUUACUACACUUUCUCAUGUCCACAUGCAGCAGCAACAAGCUGCCUCACAUGUGUCAACAUUUAACAUUAAAAAGGAACCUGAAGAUGUGGUUUCUUUACCUGAUAAAUGUGAAGUAAAGAGUGAGAUUGAUGCUGUUGCAAGCAUUGUUGAUUCAAAGGGUAACCAGAACGUGCUACUGAAGCAGUUGCUGGCUUCAUCAGCUCAUAAUCCUACAAGUGCUGUUGCAGCUGCAGCUGCAGUGGUUGCAACAGUGAAUAGUAGUGCAGCUGUUCAGGCUCCUACUAGAACUACUCCAUCAGCCAGCAGUCGCACUGAGGAAGCUGAUGAAGACAGCUCCUUGACUCCAGAUCAGCUGCGUCAGCUGGAACUCAUUGACAACAUGCCCCUAUGUAAAGAAACUGUGAUUAAUGAAGAAAGUGCUGAGUAUUGCAACUUGAAUGUUGAAGAACAGGCUAAGUUAUGGGAGAAGCGGAAACAGGAAGUUGCACUGAAAAAGAAAAAAGAAAAGAAAAAAUGCAUUGUUGAAGAAGACAAAAAGGGAAAGAAAAAGAUAAUUUCUGAAUUUGGAAUGAAAGAAAAAAGGAAAAAGUCCCAGAAAAAAGAAAGUGAAGGGCAAGGACCCAAAAAAAGAGCAAAAAAGUCUAAAAGCUCUGAAGAUUAUGAUACUUACAUAGAUUCCUUCAUGGCCCAGUUAAAAAAUAUGCCAAUGGUAUCCUUACAAGAACCAACUGUGAAUAUUAAUCAUCAUAUCUGUCCAGUUGUUGGUUACUUCAGUGAUGAAAAUCGUUUAUCAGGGUCCUAUGGUGCUGGAUAUUUGGAAGGUGCGGUUGAUUUCUAUGGCAGCACAACUUCACACAGCCAUGCAAAGUCAGCCUGCUUCAGCUUUCCAUUAAAAGCUCCUGUAACAGAACAACAAAGAUAUCAUCUCACUACAGAACAAGUAGCAGCAGCUGCAGCAGCCAGAGCAGGUGUGAAUGCUGGAGGUACUGUGACAGCACCUGGCAACACUGGAGUUACUGCAUCAGCCAAUAAAAACACUAGUGAUUGGUUACAAGCAGGAAAUACCUCUGUGGUUGGACUUAACUAUCCUAAAUAUACACCUGUAUUACCACCUCCACCACUCAUAGAGCCAAGACUUGACCAUCCUUCCAGAUCAAGUGAUAGUCCAGAUACAAUAAUAUCUUCAUCUUCCCCUGAAACUGUUCUUGAAGGAGAUGAUUUUCCAGCUUUACGUCCUAUAGAUCCAGCUGUUCGGGAAACAUCUUCCCCUAUUUUGCCUCUUAUUCAGCCCAUCCCAGUUCGUCCAUGUAUCACAUCAGUUAAAGAAGAAAAUAAAUUAUCAUCAGAUUUAGAUACUAAAAUUAUAUGCAAGAAAGAAAUGGAUCUUGUUUCCAGCUGGCCUGAAUUUAGCUUAGGAGAGAAAACUCAGAACUAUUCAGAUUUAAGUGGCAAGUUAAUAGAAAAGGACAGUCUAUCAGCCAAAAUGCCAACAUUGUCAUCAAGUCUUGCUCGACCCUUUAAAAAUCUUACACAGCAAGUAUCUGUGACACUCACUUUGAAAGCAACUGCUGAAGAUGACAUUGGAGGAGUUAUUUCUGCUAUUGCUGAUCUGUUAAAGAUUGCUGUGCCUCCUUAUGAAAUUAGUGAAACUCCUUCUCCUGAAGUAUUGAAGUAUAAUAUGACACAUAAAGAAGAAGCUGUUAGUAUACAAUCAAUCCAGUCCAUGGUGAAAUCAAAGCCUAAAUUCUGCCGGCAUUGUGAUUGGGCUGUAUUAAGUCCUGGGAUUCGCAAGAAAAAAACUGAAUUACCCUUUAUUACAAAAGAAGAACAGGAUUCUGAGGAUGAGGAAAUUACAUUUUGCAGUAAAAAUUGUUAUCUUCAGUUUGCUAUUACACAUCGUUCAGCUUUACCCGAAGAAACAAAAGAAGGUGGUGAUAUCAUUGAACAUAAAAGUGCUCUAGCUGAUCAUACUACAGUAAGUUCAGUUGGAGGAACAGUAACUGCUACAACUUCUACUACCACUGUAGCUACAACCACCACCACCUCUACUGCUGAUGCAGCAGCAACCACUGCAGUCACAACUACUGUGGCUGUAACAACCACAGCAAUUUCAAAAACUACAACAUCUAUAGCUGCAUCUGAAUGCACAUCACCUCAAGCUAAAAGAGAAGAAAAUGUUACUACUAACAGUGUUAGCAGGCUAUGUGGUAAGCGACGCCGCAGAAGUAGUAGCAACAGUGUUGAGUCACAGUCAAUGUCUUCAACAUCACCAGUACCAUCACAACCUGCACCCAAAAAAUGGAAAGAUGUUCGAUGGAGAAAGUGGGAUAUAAUUUUUGGAACAUUAAAAUUACAAACACGAGAUGAACUGGAUCCUAAGUUUUGGGAAUCAAUCGGCGUGAUCCUUCCUAGAAAUCCAAAUCUUGAAGAUAUUCGAAAAUGUGCCUUUUGUCAUACCCAUGGAGAUGGAUCAUCAAAUGGACCGGCAAGGUUAUUGAACUUGGAUGUUGACAAAUGGACCCAUUUGAACUGUGCCUUGUGGUCUCAUGAAGUGUAUGAGACAUUAAAUGGUGCUCUAAUCAAUGUGGAACAAUCUUAUCGACGUGGGCUUUCACUAGAAUGUUCUAUUUGCCAUAAGAAUGGAGCAACACUUGGUUGCUUCAAAUUCCGAUGUUCCAAUAUAUAUCAUCUUGGAUGUGCUAUUAAAGAUGGAUGUGUAUUUUAUCAAGAUAAAACACUCUUUUGUCCAAGCCAUGUUCCAAAGAAUAAUCAGGAAAAUGAAUUAAAGUCAUUAGUAGUUUUCAGACGAGUUUAUGUGUGUCGUGAAGAAGGAAAACAAGUAGCAAGUAUGGUUCAUGAGGAAGAUAGCCGCUUUACUUUACGCAUAGGUUCUCUCAUAUUACAUUCUGUGGGACAGCUUCUACCUCAUCAGAUCCAGACUGGCAAGUUUCACUCCAGAGAAUGCAUUUAUCCAGUUGGUUUUAAAAGCUCCCGGUUUUACUGGAGCAUGCGACAGCUUCAUAGGCGAUGCCGCUAUGUAUGUAGUGUACAUGACAAAGAAGGUCAUCCUGAAUUUGUAUUAAAAAUUGUAGAGAAAGGUUUUGAAGAUGUUAUAAUAAAAGAUAAUUCACCAAAAUGUGUGUGGAUGCAUGUGCUUGAAGCUUUACAAAAAAUGAGAAAAGAAGCUGAACUAGUAAAAAUCUUCCCAAAUUUCAUAACUGGAGAUGAUCUUUUUGGCUUGACAGAACCAUCAGUUGUCAGAGUAAUUGAGUCAUUACCUGGCACAGAUCUUCUACAGAACUACAAUUUCAGAUUUGGUCGAUCAAAUCUGAUUGAAAUGCCCUUGACAAUAAAUCCUACAGGCUGUGCUCGCUCUGAACCAAAAUUAAGAACUCACUUCAAGAAACCUCAUACAUUGCAAACAAGUAUCACUUCCCGUUCUCUGCCUACCACAGUGACAGGUGUCAGUGGUGAUGUUAAUUCCCCUUACAUGAAGCAAUUUGUUCAUUCCAAAUCUCAACAAUAUAGAAGAUUGAAAACAGAAUGGAGGAAUAAUGUCUAUUUAGCUCGUUCCAGGAUACAAGGCCUUGGUCUUUUUUCUGCACGAGAUUUGGACAAACAUACAAUGGUGAUUGAAUACAUUGGAGACUUGAUACGUAAUGAAGUUGCCAACAAAAGAGAAAUAGUAUAUGAAGCUCAGAAUCGUGGUGUCUACAUGUUCCGCAGUGAUACAGACACAGUUAUAGAUGCCACAAUGGUUGGAGGCUUAGCUCGUUACAUCAACCAUUCAUGCAAUCCCAACUGUGUAGCUGAAGUUGUGCCCUUUGAAAAAGAAAGUAAAAUUAUUAUCAUUACAAGCAGGAAAAUCGUGCGAGGCGAAGAGUUAACCUAUGAUUACAAAUUUGACUUCGAAGAUGAUCAGCACAAAAUUCCAUGCUUGUGUGGGGCUCCAAACUGCAGAAAAUGGAUGAACUAGAAUUUACUGAUAGCAAAUUAUAUUUUGCACUUUUGUGUAAAUAUGUAAUUCUUGGAUUAUGCUAUCUCUCUGCCAGUAGUGAACAAUUUGUUACAAGUUCUGAAACUCAACAUAGCAUGAUGUAAAACCUUUAUUUGAUUUUUUUUUUAACCUUAAGUUACUGUAAUUUAAAUAGGAGAAUAAAUUAGUUAAUUUGCUAUAAAUUUAGUGACUGCUGAAGUUUAUUUUGCAAGGUUUAUGUAGUAUUUUGAGCAAGGGAAUUUUGUAUUGCACAGUCAUAGGAAUAGGGAUGUAAAAAUGUAUGUGUAAAUAUACUAGCUCUGUACAAUUCUAAUACAUACUUUUGUUUUAUUAUUUGAAGGGGUGGGGUGAGGGCAAAAAAAAAAAGGCUUUAAAGUUGCAAGGAAAGUCAUGUCUUUUUAUACUUUUAUUCCUAUGAUGAUUGAAUUUAUUUUCAGUCUUAAGUUUUACACUAAUGCUACUACUGGGCAUUGCUCUAGGUGGGGAAAGAAACAAGAGAAUGGAAAAGUUGAAUAACAUAUUUUAAAGGUCUCAAUUACUAACUAACAUUCAUGAAUUGUGGCUGCAUGGUUGGCUGCUGUAAAUUAAUUAAUUGAAAACUAAUUUUUAAAAAA